Saccoglossus kowalevskii is the source of this 1681-nucleotide messenger RNA. RefSeq names its product zinc finger protein ZFAT-like. Gene Ontology annotation, cellular component: nucleus. Gene Ontology annotation, molecular function: RNA polymerase II transcription regulatory region sequence-specific DNA binding; DNA-binding transcription factor activity, RNA polymerase II-specific. The record is from RefSeq and is a predicted model, not a curated record. Gene Ontology annotation, biological process: regulation of transcription by RNA polymerase II. Lineage: Eukaryota; Metazoa; Hemichordata; Enteropneusta; Harrimaniidae.
CACCAUGCUGAUGGGUUGCGGCGCCAUAUGGAAUCUGUUCACAGUGGGAUAAAGUACAAGUGUGGUGAAUGUGGCCUAGAGACAGCCAGCAAGUACUACCUGAAACAGCAUUUAAAGAAGCAUUCUGGACCCAAAGAAUUCAAGUGUAGCAGUUGUGAUUACGUCAAUACAAACGAGGUGGAGAUGAAGAGCCACAUUAGUGACCUUCAUCCCGAAAUGACUUCUGUUGAACUUGAAUUGAUUUUAGGGAGGAAGGCAAGGAUUCAGGGAAAGCUUGGCAGGAGACCUUACAAGUGUCCGUACUGCAGUAAGCUUUUUGUGCGAGGAAAUUCAGACCUCAAGAGGCAUAUCUGGGCCCACAAGGGUAUCAGUCCAUUCAAAUGUCAGAUUUGCGGCCACGGCACUCGUACCAGAAGCAAUCUGAAAGCACAUAUGAUCAAGCAUUCGGAUGCCAAGAAUCACCUUUGUGAUGAGUGUGGGAAAUCCUUCAAAACCAAAAAUAGCCUGCAGGUUCACCAGAUGGGACACAAGAAUGAGAAAAACUACAAGUGUGAUUAUUGUGAUUAUACCGCCAUCCAACCUGCUCACCUUAAAAGGCAUUUAGAGACCCAUGGAGGUCUAAAACCAUUCAAGUGUACCGUAUGCAACAAUUAUACAUGCAACAAUAAGGGUACCCUGAGAAGCCAUUAUAGUAAGAAGCACCCAGGGGAGCCAUUCAAAGAGGACCAAAUACCUGAGUACAUAGAUAUGGGGGAUAACGUUGAGAGACAGCUCGGUGGAAUGCCACAAUUGCACUCAUUGCCAAUAUGUCUUUGGUAAUAAGUGGGACCUGAGAGCACACUUGAAAAAGAAACACAAGAUUGAUCCAAGUGGUUCUGCAGUGUUAAACGCCGCCAUGCAGCAAGUUGUUCCCAUUGACAUCAUCUCUGCCGUUGGUCACUCAAGUACAGUGCAAGACGAAGUGGCUGGGUCAACGCUACAAAAUGUGGACCAAGGUCUGCAGUACACUGAUCCAUCUCAGAUUCAAAUACAGUCAACAGAUCGGAAUGCUGUUAACAUUUUACAACAGUUGAUGGGGAUGCAGGACCUGGCUGCUGUCGCUACUGCAGUCGCUGAUGGUACGGUCACUUCAGAUGCCCCUACAUUUACAACUGCGUCAGAGACUCAAACAGCACUGGUGUCCACCUCAGAAGGUCAAACAUAUGUAUCCACACCGGAGGGACAGACUUAUGUAGCAAUUACUCCAGAUGCUCAGGGAUUCGUGGCAGUUGCUCCAAAUUCAGUAGUUGUCCAGCCAACGCCUGAUGCUGUCACUGAGCAAGUUGUAGAAGAAACCUCCACUGAAGAUAACAAGAAUUCCUAUGUGCUUCUUGUUACCCAAACCCAGGAUGACUAAAUAAUUCUAAUUUAGAAUCUUUACACAUGUGGUGUAGUGUGGUGUAGUGAAAUGUAUAUCACAUUCGAACUGCAAUUUAUUUAUUGAUUUGGCCAUGUACAAAGUAUUGUUUUUCUUUAAUAUUUCUCUAUAUUAACAUAUUGUCAUGGUGACGUUGAAUACAGUUACAGACCAUUUACAUGUUUCUGUGUGCUUGAAUACAUCAUCAAGUUCCAACAUGUCUGCCAUGCAUUUUAUCCAUGGUGGGUCAAUUGUAAAGUAAAUAAAUUUAUACUAGUGCAGCAG